AUGCCGACACUUUAUUAUACAUUGGAUAAUGCAGUUUUUCGAAAUUUUUUAUUUUAUGCAGUAGCAUCAAUUCUUAAAAUGAUGAUAAUGUCACCAUUAACUAGUCGACAACGAUUUGAAAAGAAUGCAUUUGCAAAUCCCGAAGAUAUUCCACUAGAUGAGAGAAAAACAAUUCAAACAACUACAUCUGAUCCAGAUGUUGAACGUAUUCGUCGUAAUCAUUUAAAUGACAUUGAAAAUAUUAUUCCAUUUGUAUUAAUUGGAUUUUGUUAUAUUGCCUUCGAACUUCCAAAAGGCAAUGGCAUUGUUACUAGAUAUCCAUUAGUAUUAAGAUUACGAAAAUCUGAUGAAAGACGAGUCUAUCGUUUACACGAUGAUAGUCAUGAGAAUAAAAAAGAGAUUCUGAAUGAAGCAGAUUUAAAUAUACCACGAUACAUUGAAGAAGAAACUAAGAAGUUGGCUGGUGAUAAUAAAAAUGUUGUUAGAAACAUUAUUGAAUUACAGGUUGAAGAUCCUGAUGUGCGUGAUUUAACACUCGUUGAUUUACCUGGUAUUGCACAUAAUCCAAUAGCUGGUCAGCCUGAAGAUAUUUAUGAACAAACAAUAAAUUUAAUUCGUGAAUUUAUUACACAAGAAGGUAGUGUUAUUUUAUGUGUCUUUCCGGCUAAUGUGGAUAUUGCAACAGUUCAAUCAUUCAAAUUAGCACGCGAAUUCGAUCCAACAGGAAAACGAACAAUUGGUGUAAUAACAAAAUCUGAUUUAGCUACUGAUCAAGAUAUGUUAGUACAACAACUGCUAAUGGAUAGACAUGAUGUACUUCAUCUAAAACUCGGUUUUGUUGCCGUUCGUAAUCGUACUACAAAGGAAAAUAUUUCUCUACAGGAAGCUCACGUAAGAGAAAAAGAAUUUUUCGCUGAACAUCCAGCGUCAACUGCUGCUGGAUGGGAUUGUGUUGGCAUUAAGUCCCUAAUUGAUCGUCUCGCGACUGUGUAUUCUGAUCGUGUGAAAGAAAUGUUUCCAAAAUUGAGACAGGAUAUACAAGCUCGGUUGAAAGAUGUCAAACAGCAACUAUCGAAUUUACCUCCACAUUUACAAACACCUACAGAACGUGUAGUCGUGUAUAAUGAAACAGUUGACUUAUAUGUCGAAAAGAUAUUAAAAUCCCACCUGAUGACUUCGAAUGAUGCUCGGCAAGGAACAGUGACACACAUUUUACAUAAAAAAUUUGAAUCCUAUCGAUUAACAGUAAGAAAACAACGAGGAGACUUAUUUUCGCCUGCAUAUUGUUCAAAAGUCGAAGAAGAAAUGAAAGGAUAUUCUGGAGACCAAUUACCAAAUUUUCUGUCUAGUGCAAUCUUGAAAAAAUUCGUAACAGAAAACCUUGAUCAACUAUGGAAUGAAACAGAAAAACUCAUUCUCGAUUGUUUUCGUACGACAAUGAUCCAACUGCGAAAAGCUGAAGACGCAGCAUGCAUAGACAAUCCUUUGCUAGCUAAAUUGAUUAACUUAUUUCGCGAUGUUUGCUCUUCAUAUAUGAAGGAAAAGAAAGAUAAGGUACAGGAUCAAUUAAAGGAACUAGUUCUAUUGGAGGAACAUGAACCAUAUACAAUUAAUACUGCUUAUAUGUACAGGUCGAUUACGUUAUUUUUAAUAGUUUUGCGUCGUUUACUGUAUUUAUGCACCGCAUCAAAAAAUUUUUAUUUUACCGCAGUUGGAUAG
Molecule: messenger RNA, 1719 nt
Organism: Adineta steineri
Lineage: Eukaryota; Metazoa; Rotifera; Eurotatoria; Adinetida; Adinetidae
Source: the annotation of a GenBank genome assembly